UUGUGGUUUCUUCGUCUCCCUUCCUUUUCCAUUUCCUUACCGUUCUACCACUUCCACUUUUCGAAGAACCGUCGUAAAAGAAUAAUUUUUCCGAAUUUUUCUUGUAUUUCCUCAUGAACUUGCAUUUUUCAUUGUUCGGCGUUCAUUUAUAAUCCUUAUUCUGUGAUAUUUAUAAACUAAACUAGUCGUGUCAGUUGGUGUUUGGUCCGGUUUCGGUCUUUUUGGUGGUCAAUUGUGAAUUUGACAUUCGGUAUUCUACCUAAAAAAAUGUUCCAUUCGUCUUUCAGAUUCUGCAUCUAAAUUCGCUAGAUUAUUGACUAAUAAAAAAACAAUAAAUUUGUUGUCAGGCUGUCUCGACAAAUAGUCAUAGUGGAGAAGAUGGCAGAUUCUGCUAGUGAAUCGGACUCGAGCAGCAUAGAUGGGGGCCCCAUCAUGAUGCCGCCAAGCCCGGUCACUAGAGAACAACUGCAAAAGCGCAUAGAGAGUCUUCAACAGCAGAAUAGAGUACUCAAAUGUGAGCUAGAGACAUACAAGCUGAGGGUGAAAGCUUUACAGGAAGAAAAUAGAGAUUUGCGUAAAGCAUCUGUAAUAAUACAAGCUAAAGCGGAACAAGAAGAAGAGUUCAUCUCCAACACUCUCCUGAAGAAGAUCCAAGCGCUCAAGAAAGAAAAGGAAUCUCUCGCGCACCACUAUGAGCGGGAAGAAGAGUGCCUCACCAACGAUCUGUCCAGGAAGCUGACGCAGCUACGCCAGGAGAAGUGCCGGCUCGAGCAGACGCUGGAGCAGGAGCAGGAGUGCCUCGUCAAUCGGCUGAUGAGGAAGAUCGAGAAGCUGGAGGCGGAGACGCUCGCAAAGCAGAGCAACCUCGAACAACUCAGACGAGAGAAGGUCGAACUGGAGAACACGCUGGAACAAGAGCAAGAGGCGCUGGUCAACAAGCUGUGGAAGCGCAUGGACAAGCUCGAGGCCGAGAAGCGCAUGUUGCAAAUCAAGCUGGACCAGCCUGUUUCCGAUCCGGCCAGUCCGCGCGAGAUCAGCAACGGCGACGCCGCCUCCAAUCUGAGCGCGCACAUCCAGACGCUCAGAUCGGAGGUGGCUCGGCUGCGCUCGAGUCUGGCCGUCAGCCAGCAGGAGCAUUCGCAGAAGAUGCAGCGGUACGUGCAGGAGGAGCGCAACAUCAAGGAGGAGAAUUUGAGGCUUCAGCGGAAAUUGCAAUUGGAAGUAGAGAGACGCGAGGCAUUGUGUCGCCAUCUCUCUGAAAGCGAAAGUUCCUUAGAAAUGGAAGAAGAGAGACACUACAAUGAACAAGUUUUGGGCGUUAGGCAGCAUACCGUUUCUCCGGUCCCCGUUUAUAAUCCCUCUCCGAGUCACAGCAGACCUUUGAGCCCAGGUCUGUCGACGAUCCAAGUUCCUUCGCCGCGCGACUCGCUGGUCGCCUGCCCGCCGCGCUGCCACUCGUGCGGCCAGAUCCUCACGGCGGCCGCGUGUGCCUCUGCGGCCGCCCUGCACGCGGCGGGGGGCGGCACGGGCAGUCCGCCCGCCCCUCACCGCCGCCCUUCGGAGCGGUUCGUCAAGCCGGCCGUGCCGGCGCCGCAGCAGCCGGCCAGUCCGAUGGACACGUCGGGCAACAAGGACUGAGGAAGGUAUACAGCAUGGGAGCUUAUUUUCAAGGAAGAAACUUGUAUUUUGAAAUAAAUAAAACCACCACUGUUGAA
Messenger RNA from Phaedon cochleariae (mustard beetle), 1715 nucleotides. NCBI's taxonomy places the organism in Eukaryota, Metazoa, Arthropoda, Insecta, Coleoptera, Chrysomelidae. The record is from the annotation of a GenBank genome assembly.